AUCAGCUGAUUGGGCGGUUCCAGUGAGGAGCAUCUUCGAUAUCCUCCGUCCUACUUUCUCAGAUCUGUGUGGAUUCCUUUGCAGAUGCCAACAUGAAGCUCUCGGGAUUCCUGGCUGUGCUUUUCCUCGUCUAUACUGAACGGAGCGGUUUCGGGAUGUGUCAUCCCAAACCGGCCUGUCGCUACCCACCCUCUCAGUGGUGUAGGUCCCUGGAAAUAGCGAUAGAAUGCAGGGUGGAGAAACAGUGUAUGGAGGUUAAUGCUACCAGGCCAAACCAGGCUGUCCCUGGAGUAUCUGUCACACUGUACUAUGAGAGUCUGUGUCCAGACUGCAGAGAAUUUAUCACCCAGCAGCUUUUCCCCACCUGGACAAUGCUGCAGGACAUCAUGGCUGUCACACUGGUGCCCUAUGGGAAUGCUAAGGAGCUUCGCUCAGCAAACUCUCCCUUCACCUGUCAGCACGGAGAGCCUGAAUGCAGAGGAAACAUGAUCGAGGCCUGCAUCCUCCAUUUAACCGAACACUCUCUCGCAUUUCACAUCAUCUACUGCAUGGAGGCAUCUGCAGAUGUUCUGAGCACUGCACAGUCUUGUCUCCGGCUGUAUGCUCCCUCUGUGCCCUGGUCCAGAGUUGACUCGUGUGUCAAAGGAGAUCUGGGAUACCAGCUGAUGCGUGCCAACGCUCUUAUGACCAGAGCCCUGAACCCUGCACACACACAUGUGCCCUGGAUCACCUUCAAUGGGGAAUACACAGAAGAGAAUGAAGACAAGGCAAUGUCGUCCCUUUUCCAACUGGUUUGUCGUCUCUACAAGGGGGUGAAACCUCCAGCCUGCACUGGAGCUCCGGUCCGGCUCGACAGAAGCGUCUGCUGAGCAUGAAAAAAGUUGAAACUGAAAGUUAUGUCAGUCCUACAGGAAAACAGCCAAAUGUGACACAUUAAAUUAGCCAUACUAAUGUUUA
Molecule: messenger RNA, 957 nt
Organism: Oreochromis aureus
Lineage: Eukaryota; Metazoa; Chordata; Actinopteri; Cichliformes; Cichlidae
Gene: ifi30b
Product: gamma-interferon-inducible lysosomal thiol reductase
Exons: 7
Coding region: 93-869 (258 amino acids)
Cellular component (GO): lysosome
Molecular function (GO): oxidoreductase activity, acting on a sulfur group of donors, disulfide as acceptor
Source: RefSeq, a predicted model, not a curated record